AUGAGCACAGAUGGGGAAAUGGCAAUCUUUGGGCCGGCUGCCCAGUACCUGCGGAAAUCGGAGAAGGAGAGGAUCGAGGCUCAGUCACGUCCCUUUGAUGGCAAGACGGCAUGCUUUGUCAGUGACGACAGAGAGCUGUAUGCGAAGGCUGAGAUCCAGGGCAAGGCGGAUGGAAAAGUCACGGUCAAGACUCUGGAUGACAGAACUUUAACCGUCAGGGAGGAGCAGGUGUUUCCCAUGAACCCGCCCAAGUUUGAUAAGAUCGAGGACAUGGUGAUGAUGACUCACCUGCACGAGCCCGCCGUGCUCUUCAACCUCAAAGAGCGCUACGCAGCGUGGAUGAUCUACACGUAUUCGGGCCUCUUCUGUGUGACCGUGAACCCCUACAAGUGGCUUCCCGUCUACAACCCCGAGGUGGUCCAGGCCUACCGGGGCAAGAAGAGGAUGGAGGUUCCUCCUCACAUCUUCGCCCUGUCCGAUAACGCCUACCAGUUCAUGCUCACCGAUCGUGAAAAUCAGUCUAUCCUGAUCACCGGAGAAUCCGGCGCAGGCAAGACCGUCAACACCAAGCGUGUCAUUCAGUACUUUGCGACCAUCGCGGUGUCUGGAGACAAGAAGAAGGAGACGAACAGCAAAAUGAAGGGGACCCUGGAGGAUCAAAUCAUUCAAGCCAAUCCUCUGCUGGAGGCCUUUGGGAACGCCAAGACUGUGAGAAACGACAACUCCUCUCGCUUUGGUAAAUUCAUUCGGAUACACUUUGGCACGACCGGUAAACUGGCAUCUGCAGACAUUGAAACAUAUCUGCUGGAGAAAUCAAGGGUGACGUUCCAGCUGGGGGCCGAGAGGAGCUACCACAUCUUUUAUCAGCUCACUUGCAACAAGAAGCCUGAACUUAUUGAUAUGCUUCUCAUCACCACCAACCCCUACGACUUUGCCUACAUCAGCCACGGGGAAAUCAGCGUUAAAAGCAUCAAUGACGCCGAGGAGUUAAUUGCUACGGAUGAAGCCAUUGAUAUUCUGGGCUUCAGCGCUGAUGAGAAAGUGGGCAUCUACAAGCUGACAGGCGCUGUGAUGCAUUAUGGGAAUAUGAAGUUCAAGCAGAAGCAGCGAGAGGAGCAGGCGGAGCCCGACGGCACCGAGGAAGCUGAUAAAGCAGCGUAUCUCAUGGGCCUGAACUCCGCCGACCUGCUCAAAAAUCUCUGUUAUCCCCGGGUAAAGGUCGGGAAUGAGUACGUCACCAAAGGACAAAAUGUUCAGCAGGUGUACAACUCCAUCGGCGCUCUUGCAAAAUCAGUUUAUGAGAAGAUGUUCCUGUGGAUGGUCGUGCGAAUCAACCAGCAGCUCGAUACCAAACAACCCAGACAGCACUUCAUCGGCGUCCUCGACAUCGCCGGCUUUGAGAUCUUUGACUUCAAUACACUGGAGCAGCUCUGCAUCAACUUCACCAACGAGAAACUGCAACAGUUUUUCAACCACCACAUGUUUGUGCUGGAGCAAGAAGAGUACAAGAAGGAAGGGAUCGAGUGGGAGUUCAUUGACUUUGGCAUGGACCUGGCAGCCUGCAUCGAGCUCAUUGAGAAGCCGAUGGGCAUCUUCUCCAUCCUUGAGGAGGAGUGCAUGUUCCCAAAAUCAACAGACACCUCCUUCAAGAACAAACUCUACGACCAGCAUCUUGGCAAGAACAACUGCUUCCUGAAGCCCAAGCCAGUCAAGGGCAAGGCCGAGGCCCACUUCUCCCUGGUGCACUACGCCGGCACCGUCGACUACAACAUCAGCGGCUGGCUGGAAAAAAACAAGGACCCGUUAAACGAAUCCGUGGUGCAGCUCUACCAGAAGUCGUCGGUCAAAUUACUGGCGAUGCUGUACGUGAGCUUCUCUGGAGGAAACGAAGCAGCAGCAGGAGGGAGCAGCGCCAAGAAAGGAGCCAAGAAGAAGGGAGCGUCUUUCCAAACUGUGUCAGCACUCUUCAGGGAGAACCUUGGCAAGCUCAUGACCAAUUUGAGAACCACCCACCCUCACUUUGUGCGGUGCUUAAUACCAAAUGAGACGAAAACACCAGGUGUGAUGGAAAACCAGCUGGUUAUCCACCAGCUUCGCUGUAACGGCGUGCUGGAGGGCAUCAGGAUCUGUAGGAAGGGAUUUCCGAGCAGAAUCAUCUACGGGGACUUCAAGCAGAGGUACAGGAUUCUCAAUGCCAGUGCCGUUCCCGAGGGACAGUUCAUGGAUAACAAGAAAGCCACGGAGAAACUGCUGGGCUCCAUCGACGUCGAUCACACCCAGUACAAGUUUGGACACACCAAGGUGUUUUUUAAAGCUGGUCUCCUGGGAACCUUGGAGGAGAUGAGAGAUGAGCGCUUGGCCCAGGUUGUGACGUCCACUCAGGCUCUCUGUCGCGGCUACAUCGUCCGGCUGGAGUACCAGAAGAUGGUGGCCAGAAAGGAAGCGAUCUAUACAAUCCAAUACAACUUCCGCUCCUUCAUGAACGUGAAACACUGGCCAUGGAUGAAGCUGUACUUUAAACUCAAGCCCCUUCUGAAGAGCGCUGAGGCUGAGAAAGAAAUGGCUCAAAUGAAGGUGGACUUCACGAAGCUCAAGGAAGACCUGGCCAAAUCAGAAAACAGGCGGAAGGAACUUGAGGAGAAGGUGGUUUCCAUUGUACAAGAGAAGAACGAUCUUCUCCUGCAAGUCCAGGCAGAGUCAGACAACCUGCUGGAUGCGGAGGAGAGAUGCGAAGGACUCAUCAAAAGCAAGAUCCAGCUGGAGGCCAAGCUGAAGGAGGUGACAGAGAGACUGGAGGAUGAGGAGGAGGCAAACGCUGAGCUUACCUCCAAGAAGCGAAAGAUGGAGGACGAGUGCUCUGAGCUCAAGAAGGACAUCGACGACCUGGAGCUCACCUUGGCCAAAGUGGAGAAGGAGAAACACGCCGUCGAGAACAAGGUGAAAAAUCUCACUGAGGAAAUCAUGAGCCAGGAUGAGAACAUUGCCAAGCUGACCAAGGAGAAGAAAGCCCUGCAGGAGGCCCAUCAGCAAACACUGGACGACCUGCAGUCAGAGGAGGACAAAAUCAACGUUCUAACCAAAGCCAAAGGCAAAUUAGAGCAACAGGUGGAUGAGCUGGAAGGCUCACUGGAACAAGAGAAGAAGAUCCGCAUGGACCUUGAGAGAGCCAAGAGGAAGCUUGAGGGUGAUCUGAAACUUGCGCAGGAGUCCCUUAUGGACGUGGAAAAUGAGAAGCAGCAGCUGGAUGAAAAGCUGAAAAAGAAAGACUUUGAGUUGUCACAGCUGCAGACUAAGGUUGAAGAUGAACAAGCUCUUGCUGCACAGCUACAGAAGAAAAUAAAAGAGCUCCAGGCUCGCAUUGAGGAGCUGGAGGAGGAAAUUGAGGCUGAGCGCUCUGCCCGGGCCAAAGUGGAGAAGCAGAGGUCUGAUCUCUCCAGGGAGCUGGAGGAGAUCAGCGAGAGGCUCGAGGAGGCCGGAGGAGCCACCGCCGCUCAGGUUGAGAUGAACAAGAAGCGUGAAGCCGAGUUUCAGAAGCUCCGCAGGGACCUGGAGGAGUGCUCGCUGCAACACGACGCAACCUCCGCCGCUCUGCGCAAGAAACACGCCGACAGUGUGGCCGAACUGGGAGAGCAGCUCGAUAACCUCCAGAGGGUCAAGCAGAAACUGGAGAAGGAGAAGAGCGAGUUAAGACUGGAGCUGGAUGACUUGUCAAGCAAUAUGGAAGCCAUGGCCAAAUCAAAGAUUAAUUUGGAGAAAAUGUGCCGUUCGCUUGAGGAUCAUCUGAAUGAGGUCAAAACCAAAGAUGAAGAGCAUCAGAGACUAAUAAACGACCUUUCGAGUCAGAAAGCCCGGCUCCAGACAGAAAAUGGGGAAAUGUCUCGCCAGCUUGAAGAAAAAGAAUCCCUAAUGUCGCAGUUAACUCGGGGAAAGCAAGCCUUCAUCCAGCAGAUCGAAGAGUUGAAAAGACUCAACGAGGAGGAAGUUAAGGCGAAGAACGCCCUGGCUCAUAGUUUACAGUCAGCUCGUCAUGACUGCGACUUGUUGAGAGAGCAGUACGAGGAGGAGCAGGAGGCCAAAGCUGAGCUGCAGCGCUGCAUGUCCAAAGCCAACAGCGAGGUGGCUCAGUGGAGAACCAAGUACGAGACCGAUGCCAUCCAGCGCACCGAGGAGCUCGAGGAGGCCAAGAAGAAGUUGGCGCUGCGUCUUCAGGAGGCAGAAGAAGCCGUGGAGGCCGUGAACUCCAAGUGCUCCUCUCUUGAGAAGACGAAACAGCGGCUGCAAGGGGAGGUGGAGGACCUGAUGAUCGACGUUGAGAGGUCCAAUUCUGCCGCUGCUGCUCUGGACAAGAAGCAGAGAAACUUUGAUAAGGUUGUGGCUGAGUGGAAGCAGAAAUAUGAGGAGGCUCAGGCAGAGCUGGAGACCGCUUUAAAAGAGGUGCGUUCCCUGGGCACAGAGAACUUCAAGAUGAAGAAUGCCUUUGAGGAAUCCCUGGAACAACUGGAGACGCUCAAACGUGAGAACAAGAACCUGCAACAGGAAAUUAUGGAUCUGACUGAACAGCUUGGAGAAACAGGCAAAACCAUCCAUGAACUUGAAAAAUCAAAGAAACAAGCCGAGCAGGAGAAAGGGGAGGCCCAGACGGCUUUGGAGGAGGCCGAGGCCUCCUUGGAGCAUGAGGAAUCCAAGAUCCUGCGUGUCCAACUGGAGCUGAACCAGGUGAAGUCCGAGGUGGACAAGAAGAUAGCCGAGAAGGACGAAGAGAUCGAGCAGCUCAAGAGAAACAGCCAAAGAGUCAUUGACUCCAUGCAAAGUAAUUUGGAUGCUGAGGUCAGGAGCAGAAACGACGCCCUGAGAGUGAAGAAAAAGAUGGAGGGAGACCUGAACGAGAUGGAGAUUCAGCUGAGUCAUGCUAACAGGCAGGCUGCCGAGGCCCAGAAACAGCUGAGGAACAUACAAAUCCAGCUCAAGGAGGUGCAGAUUCACCUCGAUGAGGCCCUGAGAAACAGCGAUGACAUGAAGGAGCAGGUUGCCAUGUCUGAGCGCAGGAGCAACCUGAUGCAGGCUGAGAUCGAGGAGAUCAGAGCUGCUCUGGAGCAAACCGAGAGGAGCCGCAAGACAGCCGAGCAGGAGCUGGUGGACGCCAGCGAGAGAGUGCAGCUGCUUCACUCACAGAAUACCAGCCUGAUUAACAGUCGGAAGAAGCUGGAGGCUGAUCUGGUUCAGGUUCAGGGUGAGAUGGAGGAGAGCAACCAAGAGGCCAGAAAUGCUGAAGAGAAAGCCAAAAAGGCCAUCACCGAUGCCGCCAUGAUGGCUGAGGAGCUGAAGAAGGAGCAGGACACCAGCGCCCACCUGGAGAGGAUGAAGAAGAACCUGGAGGCCACGGUGAAGGACCUGCAGCAGCGACUCGACGAGGCUGAGAACCUGGCCAUGAAGGGUGGGAAGAAACAACUGCAGAAACUGGAAGCACGGGUGCGAGAGCUGGAGAAUGAGCUUGAAGCGGAGCAAAGGCAUGGAUCAGAUGCGGUGAAAGGGGUUCGCAAAUUUGAGCGCAGGAUCAAGGAGCUCACCUAUCAGUCCGAGGAAGAUAAGAAAAACAUCAUGAGGCUGCAAGACCUGGUGGACAAACUCCAGCUGAAGGUCAAAGUGUACAAGAGGCAGGCUGAGGAGGCGGAGGAGCAAGCAAACACCCAUCUGAGCAAAGUGAGGAAGCUGCAGCACGAGCUGGAGGAGGCAGAGGAGCGCGCUGACAUCGCCGAGUCCCAGGUCAACAAGAUGAGGGUCAAGAGCCGGGACAUGUGCAAGGGGAAAGACAGUGGAGAAUAGACUCGUCUGACUGCUAUGAAGACGACAAAGUGUGCUGUGUUUGAACACCAACUAGUAUGCAACAUACUCUUAACCUACUCUUAUAACUGCUUGUAUG
Myripristis murdjan (pinecone soldierfish) is the source of this 5920-nucleotide messenger RNA. Its product is annotated as myosin-4-like. Gene Ontology annotation, molecular function: actin filament binding; ATP binding; microfilament motor activity. The record is from RefSeq and is a predicted model, not a curated record. The coding region runs from base 1 to 5823 and encodes 1940 amino acids. Lineage: Eukaryota; Metazoa; Chordata; Actinopteri; Holocentriformes; Holocentridae. The transcript has 39 exons. Gene Ontology annotation, cellular component: myosin filament; myosin II complex; cytoplasm.